AAAAACAAAUGUUUUUGAAUGUGUAUAUCUACAAAACACAAUAGGGUAUGUGUAAUUAUGACAGACGUUUCCUUAACAAUGUUGUACGAAGGCAUGGAUACCAAUAAGGAAAUAAGUAGGUUGUAAAUAUUUUAGUAGAGCGCAUUUGAAUAAAAUGGCCAGUAUAAAAGACCUCCAAAUUAUCCUACUCCUUAGUGGAAAAAGAAAAUCAGGAAAGGAUUACAUAUCUGCUAAACUUACAGGAUUAUUAAACGAUACAUGUACUCUAAUUCGUAUAUCAGGACCACUAAAGAAAAAAUAUGCAGACAUAAAUAAUUUGAAUUAUGAAGAAUUAUUGACCGAUAAUGGUUAUAAAGAGACAUACAGAAAACAAAUGAUUAUUUGGAGUGACGAAAUUAGGAAAACGGACCCAGGAUAUUUUUGUAAAGUAGCUUGUGAAGAAGCUAUUCCAAAAAAAAUUUGGAUUGUUAGCGAUAUUAGACGUAAGACUGAUAUAAAUUGGUUUCAAUCUAAUUACGGAAAAAUGGUUAAAAAAGUACGGAUUAUUGCUGAUGAUGACGUAAGGAAGCAGAGAGGAUGGAAAUUUACUAAAGGUGUAGAUGACGCAGAGUCUGAAUGUGAUUUGGAUGAUUAUAAUGAUUGGGAUUUGAUAAUAUCUAAUAACAACUCCAGUGAUUUUGAGAAUGGAAUUGGAAAAAUAUUAACUUUAAUAAACGAGUCAAUUCAGGGUUAGAAAUUGUACGUAAGCGUAUUAAGUACACUUUGUUAAUUUUAUCAAAUUGAGGAUUAUAUUUGGCACAUAUGUAUUUAUUAAAUUAUUC
Molecule: messenger RNA, 821 nt
Organism: Agrilus planipennis (emerald ash borer)
Lineage: Eukaryota; Metazoa; Arthropoda; Insecta; Coleoptera; Buprestidae
Product: phosphomevalonate kinase
Exons: 5
Coding region: 155-733 (192 amino acids)
Biological process (GO): cholesterol biosynthetic process; isopentenyl diphosphate biosynthetic process, mevalonate pathway
Cellular component (GO): cytoplasm
Molecular function (GO): phosphomevalonate kinase activity
Source: RefSeq, a predicted model, not a curated record